This is a messenger RNA of Lemur catta (Ring-tailed lemur), 3494 nucleotides long. It is a transcript of the gene NECTIN4, whose product is annotated as nectin cell adhesion molecule 4. Gene Ontology annotation, cellular component: adherens junction. Bases 499 to 2034 code for a protein of 511 amino acids. The record is from RefSeq and is a predicted model, not a curated record. The transcript has 9 exons. NCBI's taxonomy places the organism in Eukaryota, Metazoa, Chordata, Mammalia, Primates, Lemuridae. Gene Ontology annotation, biological process: homophilic cell-cell adhesion; heterophilic cell-cell adhesion; symbiont entry into host cell.
UCCGCCACCCUCAUCUCUCCCCUCACAGCCCCUUCCACACACGUGCAGGUAAAGUCUGCAGCUGAGGAUGGGACCCCACUGCCCGCACCCAGGCCCUUCCCUCCCUCCCUCCCUCCCUGGCGCCCAUUAGCUAGCCCAGGCCUUGGGGGCGGUGGCUGCUGAGUCUUCGUGCCAGGCCCGCCCCCAGAGACGCACCUGUUCUGACCUGCUGAGCAGGUUCCCAGGUUUCUGCCGUCGUUGUUGGCCACGGCGUGGGAAGCAGCUCUGGGGGAGCUCCGAGCUCCCCAUCACGGCUUUUUGUGGGUAGCUACAGCUGGGUGGGUAGAACGGGGUCGGGUCCCCGAGUGGAGACCCAGCUGGGAUAGGCAGGUGUGUCAGUGCCUUGGGACUCCACGGCUUCCUGCCUUCUGGGUCUGUGCCUUAUCCAGCUCUAGAGCCGGCUCCCAGGGAGAAGUCGGUGGAACUUCAGAAACGCCGGGCAGAUCUGCCCUCCAACCAAUGCCCCUGUCCCUGGGAGCCGAGAUGUGGGGGCCUGAGGCCUGGUUGCUGCUGCUGCUGCUGCUGGCAUCAUUUCCAGGUCGGUGCCCCGCGGGUGAGCUGGAGACCUCGGAGGUGGUGACCGUGGUGCUGGGCCAGGAUGCAAAGCUGCCCUGCUUCUACCGAGGGAACCCCGACGAGCAGGUGGGGCAGGUGGCAUGGGCUCGGGUGGACGCGGGCGAGGGCGCCCAGGAGCUGGCGCUGCUGCACUCCAAAUACGGGCUACAUGUGAGCUCUGCCUACGAGGGCCGCGUGGAACAGCCGCCGCCCCCCCGGAACCCCCUGGACGGCUCGGUGCUCCUGCGCAACGCUGUGCAGGCGGAUGAGGGAGAGUACGAGUGCCAUGUCAGCACCUUUCCCGCCGGCAGCUUCCAGGUGCGGCUGCGGCUCCGAGUGCUGGUGCCUCCCCUGCCUUCACUGAAUCCUGGUCCAGCGCUAGAAGAGGGCCAGGGCCUGACGCUAGCAGCCUCCUGCACAGCCGAGGGCAGCCCAGCCCCAAGUGUGACCUGGGACACAGAGGUCAAAGGCACAACCUCCAGCCGCUCCUUCAAGUAUUCUCGCUCUGCUGCUGUGACUUCAGAGUUCCACCUGGUGCCUAGCCGCAGUAUGAACGGACAGCCACUUACUUGCGUGGUGUCCCACCCUGGCCUGCUCCAGGACCAAAGGAUCACCCACAUCCUCCAUGUGGCCUUCCUUGCUGAGGCCUCUGUGAGGGGUCUUGAAGACCAAAAGCUGUGGCAAGUUGGCAGAGAAGGAGCGACGCUCAAGUGCCUGAGUGAAGGGCAGCCCCCUCCCUCGUACAACUGGACACGGCUGGACGGGCCUCUGCCCAGUGGGGUACGAGUGGAAGGGGACACUCUGGGCUUUCCCCGGCUGACCACUGAGCACAGUGGCAUCUACGUUUGCCAUGUCAGCAAUGAGCUCUCCUCGAGGGAUUCUCAGGUCACCGUGGAUGUUCUUGCAGACCCUCAGGAGGACACAGGGAAGCAGGUGGACCUAGUGUCGGCCUCGGUGGUGGUGGUGGGUGUGAUCGCCGCACUCUUGUUCUGCCUUCUGGUGGUGGUGGUGGUGCUCAUGUCCCGAUAUCAUCGGCGCAAAGCCCAGCAGAUGACCCAGAAAUAUGAGGAGGAGCUGACCCUGACCAGGGAGAACUCUAUCCGGAGGCUGCAUUCCCAUCACACGGACCCCAGGAGCCAACCGGAGGAGAGUGUAGGGCUGAGAGCCGAGGGCCACCCUGAUAGUCUCAAGGACAACAGUAGCUGCUCUGUGAUGAGUGAAGAGCCAGAGGGCCGCAGCUACUCCACGCUGACCACAGUGAGGGAGAUCGAAACACAGACUGAACUGCUGUCACCAGGCUCUGGGCGGGCAGAGGAGGAGGAAGAUCGGGAUGAAGGCAUCAAGCAGGCCAUGAACCAUUUUGUCCAGGAGAAUGGGACCCUGCGGGCCAAGCCCACGGGCAAUGGCAUCUACAUCAAUGGGCGGGGGCACCUGGUCUGACCCAGGCCUGCCUCCCUCUCUUAGGCCUGGCUCCUUCUGCUGACACGGGGGAUUUCAGCUCAUCUUGGGGACCCCUUAAAACACCCCAUUUCUUGAGGAAGAUGCUCCCCACUCUACUGACUGCUCGACCUUUUCCUCCAACCCUUCUGUUCAUCGGGAGGGCUCCACUGAUUGAGUCCCUCCCACCGUGUGUGCUGGUCACUGUGUGUGUGUGUUUGUGCUUGUGUGAGUUUCAUCGACUGUGUGUGCAUGGAAGGACGGCUGUGUCUGUGGUGUGUGCCAUGCUGUCAUGUCAGAGUCCAAGUGAAACACGGUGUGUGUGCCGUGGGUUUGGUUUGCAUGUUGCGUGGCCGUGUGUGACCUCUGCCUGUAAAGGCAGGCAUUUUCCUCAGACCCCAGAGCAGUAUUAAUGAUGCAGAGGUUGGAGGUGAGAGGUGGAGACUGUGGGUCAGAUCCAGAUAUGCGGGCAUAGCUGGAGCUGGAAUCUGGCCUCUGGAGGGGGGGCAGCACGUCCCCUGCCACUGGGAGCCUUCAGGACGAGGAUGAGUGUGAAGCAGCCCGCCCAGGGGUCUGCCAGAGGCUUGAACUGUUACAGAAGAGGCCCUCUGCCCUCUGGUGGCCCUUGGGCCUGCUGCAUGUACAUAUUUUCUGUAAAUAAACCUGCACAGGGGAAUGUCUUUCAGAAAUACUGCUCUGAAUCCUUUAAUAAGAGGAAAAACUUUUAAAAUAGCUUUUGACUUAUGCAAUGCUUGUCCCUGGGAUUGCUUAAAGUGAGGCUAGACCUCACUCAGACCCCACCCAGGGGGUUAAUUCCUGUGGUUCUGAAAGGUGCUCCUUCGAAGGCAUCUUCAUCUAGUCAGCCCCUUGGGAGGGAGCCUGAGAACUGGUGGAGUCUGGUCACUGGCUACGGAGGACAAGGGAGGGUCCUUGACCCUAGUGGCCCCUCAACUCUCCCCUAGCCUUGUCUCUUUUUUCAGUUGUUUGUGGUCCCUUGGGGAGUUGCGGAGACUUGGUGGUAAGGGCUCCUGGUUCAAUGGUGGUGUAGGGGAGAGAGAGUAGUGAUUAUAGACCGAGGGAGGGUGGGAGUUCAGGUGAGGUGAAGGAGGUACUGAGGGUGAGAAUGUGGCCUUUUCCCGCAGGGGUUUCUGGGUCACUAAUUCAAGGCUCCUCCAGCAGUUUCUCUGGGUGGGGGCUGGGGUUAGAUGAGGUUUAUUUUUACCUAGCCCACCCAACACACUCAGCCAGAAUACCUAGAUUUAGUACCUAAACCCUUCUUGCCCUGAAAUCUGCUGGAUUUCCGCAUUAAAGGAGAGCCUCCCGACCCCCGUUCCUCAGCCAGCCCAGGACUUUGAAAGUGGAGUCUCAAGAUCUAAGAUCCUAAUAUGUACAUUUUGUGUAAAUAUGUGCAUAUUUGUACAUAAAAUGAUAUUCUGUUUUUAAAUAAACAGGAAAACUUGUUC